Messenger RNA from Talaromyces rugulosus, 1575 nucleotides. RefSeq lists its product as uncharacterized. Bases 1 to 1575 code for a protein of 524 amino acids. The transcript is spliced from 6 exons. NCBI's taxonomy places the organism in Eukaryota, Fungi, Ascomycota, Eurotiomycetes, Eurotiales, Trichocomaceae. The record is from RefSeq and is a predicted model, not a curated record.
AUGAUUCAUUCUCGUUUCUCCUUCCUUCUUCAAUUCUCAGCGCUGCUUGCUGCAGCUCAAGGAAAACCAAACAACACUCCACUUAUUCAAUGGACCACUUGCAGCAACGACUAUAGUAGUAAACUGCCGGCCGAUUGUGGAACGCUUCUCGUACCUCUCGAUUAUACGGAUCCUGCCUCAACCGAAACAUACGCUUUAGACCUCCUGCGAAUUCCUGCCACGGUGCAACCCGCGAAGGGGAGCAUUGUGUUCAACUUUGGAGGACCCGGUGAAGUAGGGAGAAGUACUCUGGCUGCCGAUGCGCCAGUUUUCCAAGCAUUAACUGGCGGGGAACACGACCUGAUUUCUUUCGAUCCACGUGGCACUUAUGCCAGUAACAUGCCCCUUACUUGUUUCGAUAGCGAAUUUGACCUACAAGCCUAUGCGAACGCUCAAGUUAUUCCAGACCAGGAUGACCAGGCCACCUUGGGGAAGCUCUGGGUACGAGGUGCCCUCGACGCCGCUGCCUGUGCCAAAAAGCACAAAAAGAAUGGCACUCUUAUUGGGACCGCGUUUAUUUCUAGAGACAUCAUGAGAAUUGCUGAAGCUGUUGAUGACGACGGCCUGCUGCGCUUUUGGGGAUACUCGUACGGUACUACCCUGGGAGCUACCUUGGUGUCUAUGUUCCCAGAUAAGGUCGACAAAAUCGUUUUAGACGGAGUCCAGAAUCCACAUCAGUACUACCAUGCAUUUGCUGAUGUUGAAGAAUGGGCGCAGUCAGAUGAAGUAUUUUCGGGCAUUUUCUCCAGCUGUGUCGCAUACCCGGACCAAUGCGCCCUUGCGCGAGACAACAAAACAGCAGCUGAGCUAGAGCAAAGUGUCAUGGCCCUCAUCGAACAAUUCAAAUACCAUCCAAUCGGAGUAGGACAAAUGACACUAGACAACAGCUUCCUAUAUCAAACGAUCCAAAACAGUCUUUAUUCGAUAGCAGCCUGGCAAAACACCACAAAGCUUUUGGACAUGCUUAGCAACGGGGGUAUCGAUGAGUCCUUCGUUCUCUCUAUAGCAAGCCAGACUCACCCGACGAACCAACAAAGUCUACUCGGACUGUCAUCCGUAUAUAUCGCUACGGAAGCAAUUCAUUGUGUAGACCGUGCUGCCCGUGCAGGAACUUACGAAAACUUUGUUCCGACUAUGAACGAGCUCUACGAAACGAGCAAAAUUAUGGGGCGUGGCGACGUGUCUCUUUCCAUGGCUUGUGCACAGUGGCAGCUGGAACCUAAAGAACGUUAUGAGGGAGAUUUCCAGGUCACUCCGAAGAACCCAGUUCUUUUAAUUGGAAAUUCUUAUGACGCCCAUACGCCUAUCCGGUCCGCUCGCAAUGUCAGCGCAGGGUUUGAGGGCAGUGUAGUGCUUGAGGUGAAUGGAUAUGGCCAUUCCUCUCUAGGCCUUCCUUCGAAAUGUACUCUGGCGACCACGGCAAGUUACUGGGUCAAUGGUACUCUCCCCGAACCAGGCACUGUCUGUCAAGUUGAAGCUCGACCUUUCGCCAACAUCACCUGGAAAGAUGUCAUCGAAAAUGCCUCUAAGAAUUAA